Molecule: messenger RNA, 2257 nt
Organism: Aptenodytes forsteri (emperor penguin)
Lineage: Eukaryota; Metazoa; Chordata; Aves; Sphenisciformes; Spheniscidae
Gene: BSG
Product: basigin (Ok blood group)
Exons: 8
Biological process (GO): cell surface receptor signaling pathway
Molecular function (GO): transmembrane signaling receptor activity
Source: RefSeq, a predicted model, not a curated record
CACUUUGCACUAAUACCUCUUCAACUCAUAGCUGGUUUUAUAAAGUCACCGCUGUCUCAAAAGAGACUGACUCAGGACAGCGUCGAGUUGUACUGCGAGGCGAUUGGCAAUCCUAUCCCUGAGAUCCAGUGGUGGUUUGAGGGAAACGAGCCAAAUGAGACCUAUGCUCAGCUCUGGGAUGGCGCACGGCAGGACCGUGUCAAAAUCAACGCCACCUACAACCUGCACUCUACCAGUACCAUCUACAUCGCAAACCUCACAAGCGACGACUCGGGCAUGUAUGAGUGCCGGGCUAGCAACGACCCUGACCGCAACCACUUGUCGAAGAGCCCCAAAGUCAAGUGGAUCCGUUCCCAGGCAAACGUUUUUGUCAUCGAACGUCCAGACAUCAAAGCUCAUGUAACUGGCAUUUCUGGCAAGCUGAUCCUCACCUGUAACAUGACUGCGCCUUACCCUGCCAUCGAGGGUCAUGAAUGGAUGCAUGGGGACAAGAUACUUCAAACAGACACGGAGUCAAGUACUUUCACCAGUUACACAAUCGAGGGGAAGAUGGAAGAGCACUCUGGUGUCUAUGAAUGCAUCUACAAAGGAAGCCCGGUGAUAAAAGGACAAGUGAAUAUUUCAGUUUCACCCCAAGUGAUGGCAUACAAGAAGUCUGAGCAUGGGAAUGAGGGGGACACAGGCGUUCUGACCUGCAAGAAUCCCUCUUUCCCCCCUGUCGGCUCUUGGGUCUGGUACAAAAAUGGUCAAGAACCCAUCAUCAAUGGUUCUGGUCGAUACAUUAUCAAGUCCAGUGGCAACAAGACAGAGUUACGCAUUCUUAAACUGAAUAUUGAGGAGGAUACGGGUGACUACCACUGCAAUGCCACCAACUCUUAUGGCUUUGGUGGUGCUACGGUAAACUUGCGUGUACGCAGCCGCCUGGCAGCGCUCUGGCCCUUCCUGGGUAUUGUGGCAGAAGUCCUUGUUCUUGUCACCAUCAUCUUCAUCUAUGAGAAGAGGAGGAAGCCAGAUGAGGUUCUUGAUGAUGAUGAUGGAGGUUCUGCACCACUGAAAAGCAAUGCCACAAACCACAAGGACAAGAAUGUCCGCCAGAGAAAUGCUAACUAAGAGCAGGGGCCAGGUGAUGUGUAGAUGAAGAACUCGUCUGGACAAUUUUGUUUUCUUCUAAUUUUUUGGUAAAAUAGCACCAUGAAAUAUUCUAGUGUGUCCUUGCGAUUCAGUUACUUCACUUUCUAAAGGAACUUAAGUUGUAGAAUCUAAAAUACACUUUUUUAAAAAAAAGAGUUGUGGGAGGGUUUUUCUACCUGUAAAUGUAAAUCCCUUGUUUCUGGUAGUCUAGGUCGCUGGCUGCCUCUGUCCUAGGUUUCUUCAUGUACAGUGGGGGUGGGUGGGAGCACAACUUGUGUCUUCCUCACCUCUGGGAAGAACAGGGUGUGCUGGGUAGGGCCAUUCUGAAGUGCCCUCCUUGCCCCACCUCAGUGUUUGAGGCCACUCAAGGAGCUGUGGAUAACAGACCUGAACACGCAGUGAAAUGUGCGCAGUUCCUUGUGUGCUGCUCCGCUGGACGUGGCUGGCAUGGCCUGUGUUCCCAGCAGGUCUGUCCUGCCCUGUUUGUGUGGGUCAGGGAGAAACUGCUUUGGUGGCCGUCUGGAGAUGACCCGAUCUGACCAAAGGGUUUAGGAAGGUAGUUCCGUGUCUUUCCCAGUGCAUCACCUGGAGCAAGGCUGCACCCUUACCUAGCGUGGAAGCGGCAUGUGUCCUUGUAAGCCACUCAGCCAGGGCCACCAGGCACAUCUGCUGGUGCGGCUCCUGGGGAGGAGCGAGCGAAGGGCUCAUUCCUCGGUGUGUGCCACACCACCUGGACGCGCACACAGUGCCAUACCACGUCAGGCAGAUUCCCAGUCAGCUCCUCCAGAGCUGCUUUAGUUACCCUCUUAAACAGAUAACCAGGAGGCAGUGUUAGAGCUGGAUGCUGGAUAAAUAUGAUUGCUGUUAACUUAUUUUCAUGGGUUGUUAGUAUCUCUUCUCAAGUUGCUACAGUGGGGGAUAGGGGCAGAGUGAACAGGGGCUGCAGUGCUGGGGGGGGGCCAGUUUAACAGCGUGUGUUCUUGUGCUUGAGCCAUCGUGAUGUUUGUGUGACAUAGAAGCCUGAGAGCAGACAAAUGCUCAGUGGAGUCUAAUACCUUUAUUGCUGGGUAGCAUUGAACUGUUAACACACUUCACAAAUAAAGAUGAUUCCUCUCUCUUUUUUUUU